CCGGACGUGGUGCUUGCGGCGCCUGGGGAUGGACGGCGAGUGGCUGCAGCUGGAGGCCGGCCGCGAGGACUUAAUCUGAUCCCUGAACAUUCACUCGUCUCUCACAACCCUGUAGGAAAACUUAAUCAAGUGUUGACUUACUCAGUUCUGUGGAAUCUGUUAUUCUGGCCAGCUUGCCAGCCCUGGAGUGGCAAGGGCAACAGGGCUGUAAAGCCCUCCUCAACAUGUUCUGCACAGUUGUGUGGAACCAUAUUCAUGUGGGGAGAGACCCCUGGAAACCAAGAGAAUGCCGAAGACAGUGUGAGGAUUGACCUGCCUGGUGACUGCACAGUCAGCUUGUUGGCAGGGUUUGAAUCCAAGCCAGCAUGAGGUCUGACUGCAGUGGUUUUGGAUAAUAGUACAGGUGUUAGAAUUGUUUGUCUAAGGUUUUGGGAGCUGUGCUGGUGUCAUCUAAUCAUAAAGCUAAGCUAUGGGAAGAAUGACUGAGAGGAGCUGAAAGCACCGAGCUAGGAAGUGUGACCUAAGAUGAGUGAAGAGACCUAGAGCAGAAAUGACUGCAGCUACUAGAAUUAUUCACAGUUUCCAUGUGGGGAUGAAGGACACACAAAUCAAAGGUGACUAUAGGACGGGGAUUUGGUGUCACAUACCAACUGAUAUCAAAGAUAUGCCCUCUGAUGAUUUCUCGAAACCACUGUGUUUUGAAGCAGAAUCCUGAGGGACAGUGGACAAUUAUGGACAACAAGAGUCUGAAUGGUGUUUGGCUGAACAGAGAGCGCCUGGCACCAUUACAGGUUUAUUGCAUCCAUAAGGGAGACCAUAUUCAGCUUGGAGUGCCCCUGGAAAAUAAGGAGAAUGCGGAGUAUGAAUACGAAGUUGUUGAAGAAGACUGGAAGAGUCUGUCUCUCUGCCUGGCCCCCAAGAAUGACCAGACAGUGGGAAAAAAUAAAGGCUUGAGAACUAAGAGGAAAUUCAGUUUGGAUGGAUCAGAGAGUCUUGAAGCUGAAGGUCCCUCAGAUCUCAAAUGCAAAGCAAUAACUAAAGUCUCUUGUAAGCCAGUGCAGUUACAGGGAAAAGGUGAAGCAGCCAGUCAGCCCUUGGAAUAUUUGUGCCCUAAGUUGACUUCUCUUGAGGCAAGUGAAAAGACCACGGAGCCUCACGCUUGCUCUACUCUUCCGAAUCUUCCGAAGGCCAUCGAACUUUAUCCUAAGAAGCAGAAGGCCUCCAGCCUUUCAGCAUCCCAGAGCAGCUUAGAACUGUUUAAGGUGACCAUGUCUAGGAUUCUGAAGCUGAAAACACAGAUGCAUGAAAAGCAGAUAGCUGUUCUGAAUGUGAAGAGGCAGACCCGAAAGGGGAGCUCAAAGAAAAUCGUGAGGAUGGAGAAGGAACUGAAAGAUAUACAGUCUCAGCUGUACGCAGAGCAGGCUCAGCAGCAGGCAAAACUAGAGCAGCUGGAGAAGACUUUCCAGGAAGAGGAGCAUCACCUCCAGGGUUUGGAGAAAGAGCAAGGAGAAGAGGACCUGAAGCAACAGCUGGUCCAGGCUCUGCAGGAGCAUCGGGCUCUAAUGGAAGAACUAAGUCGAAGCAAGAAGGACUUUGAGAAAAUCAUUCAAGCCAAGAACAAAGAAUUGGAGCAGACCAAGGAAGAAAAGGACAAAGUCCAAGCGCAGAAGGAGGAGGUUCUCAACCACAUGAAUGAUGUGCUGGAGAACGAGCUCCAGUGCAUCAUCUGCUCGGAGUACUUCAUCGAGGCUGUCACCCUGAAUUGCGCCCACAGUUUCUGCUCCUUCUGUAUCAGCGAAUGGAUGAAACGGAAAGUAGAGUGUCCCAUUUGUCGAAAGGACAUUGAGUCCACGACCCACUCCCUGGUUCUGGACAAUUGCAUUAACAAGAUGGUGGACAGUCUAAGCUCCGAAGUGAGAGAACGAAGAUGUAUCCUUAUUAGGGAGCGAAAAGAAACAUUACAGGAUGGGCCCAGACGCAUCAUCCGGUGCUUGCCUGCUGGAGGGACAGGAAGGCAAGGAGACCGAGCUCCACAGCAGGGUUCCGUGCAGCUUCAGAGCAAGGACCGCUCAAGCUGCUCUGGGCAGGUGGAGAUGACAGAGGAUCCUGUAGAGGAAGUGAUAUUUGGGCCAAGCCUUUUGGCUUCCUGUAAGCUUGUUUUCUAAAAGAGGUCAAGGCACAUGACUUGCCAAACAACCAAGACUAGGAGGGACCUGCUGGCGGGUGAGAAGGCUUGCUUUUGUCGGCCUGGGAACCAGAUUGGCUCAGGAUCAGGUCUGACCUUUGAUCUGGAAUGUGUUGUCCAUGUUGGGGUGAGGUGCCUCUGAGAGUUUACUUUCCCAGCACAUGCCUCUGUUCUCAUCAGUCCAGUCACAGCUGAUGACUGUAGAAGAGCCUAUCACCUGUCUCCUCUUACCUAGAGUCACUUGUAUGGACUACAUAGCCAAUCCCGCUCCCCUUCUCUGCAGAGGCUAAAUGGCCUAUCCCUGGGCCUCUCUGGAACAGUAGCGACUGUAAAGGAAGCAGCUCCCUGUGGCAUACACAUCUCUGAGAUUUUCUCUAGACAAGACUUGAUCUAGGGAAAGAUGCGCCAGAGCCAUCAGCUUUGCUGGGUCUUAAAGAGAAUUCCAAAUGAAAUGCCAGCUUCUCAAUGUUCUGCUGACAUUUAAAAGCUGCGUUGUUCCUUAGUGCAUGGGAAUUUUUAAAAAGAUCUUAGGAUCUGAGGCUGGAGAGAUGGUUCAGUGAUCAAGAGCACUUCUGCUCUCCCAGAGGACCUGUGUUCAAUUCCCAGCUCCCACAUGGGGGCUCACAGCUGUCUGUAACUGCAGUUCCAAAGGGAUCUGACACCUUUGGCUGCCUUGGGUACCAGGUAUGCAUAUGUUCUGUAUACAUAUGUGUAGACAAAACACCCAUACAUACAUAAAGCAGGAAACAAAAGGAAUAAAAAACAAACAUAGGCGCUGGGAACUAGCAAGCAUUUGGUUGUUUCCCAUGCAGAUAUCCCAACUCUCCGAGAACAGUGCCUUCCUCAGCCUCCCUGCCUGUUGGGUGUCUCCAAGUUUGAAAUAUCAUUGGGACAGACUCUGAAGCCUGAGGAGAAGAGUUGGUAUUAGGAAGCAUGCCUUGCAGCUGGGGUAGAUAACAUACAUUCAAAGUCAGGCAUUUGCACCAGGGCUCAUAUGGCUGUGAAACAGUGACACAGGCACCUUCUGAGGGAAAAGAUUUGAAAUUCCCCAUGGGAAGCUGGUAAGGGGAGGGAUGUUCAACUAUGUUUACCCUUGGAUUUCCCCAGCAGUUACUCUUUUUUUUUUUUUCCUCCUGGUUUCAUGGUGGUUGUAGGGUGAGUUUGAGAGUCUUAACAGCCUCGAACUCGUAGCUGUCCUCCCCUUGAACCUCCCAAGUGUUGGGCUCUUAGGCUUAGGCCACUGUGCCCAGCUCUCCUGGAGUUUCUGAAAUGAAAGAAGCAGGAGACAUACUGGAUGGUAGGAGUCCUUACCUAGCAUGGGAGGGGGACAGUAUACAAAACCAAAAGAUCUGGAGGUAAAAAUUGUGUGUGUGUUUGUGUGUGUAUUUCUCAACUUUGGCUUCUUCAGAUUGCGUUCUCCCUAGUGCCACCAAGCCCAGUUAUAAGCUUUUUAUUUUUAAAAAUGUAUGCUUUGCAAAAUUAUUACAGGAUGAAAAUUAAUAGAUACUACUUUCUUCAUUACUGCUCCCCCCUUUUUUAAAUUCUUUCUGAGCUAACUCAGUUUUUUACUGCUUUCCCUUUGACCCUUCCCCCCUUUUUCCUUUGUCUUUUUUUUUAGUUUACCUCCUGAGGGUGCCCCCCUCCCUGCUCUCCUCCCAGUUCUCCCCGCCACUCUUCCCCCUUCCUUCUUCCUCUCUUCCUUUCCCCCCAGAAAAAGAGAAACCCUCCCCCCAGAUUCACCUCCCCCAGCACAUCGGGUCAUAUCAGGACUGCUCCUAUAUUCAGCCCCUGAGGCCAGGCAAGACAGCACUGCCAGGGGGCAGUGACCCAGAAGCAGGCACUAUCCAGUCCAUGUUAGAAACAACACUCCCUCCACCCACCAGGCGCCCCGUAUGAAGACCAAGCUGCCUGUGGGUUACAUGUGUGCGGGGGUCCAGACCAUGCAUGCACCUUAGUUGAUGUCUCAGUCUCUGAAAGGCCCCAUGUGCCUGCGUUAGUUGUCUCUGUUGGUCUUCUGGAGAGGUUCCUGUCCCCUCCAGGAACAAAGAGAGGAGAGGUGGAAGGACCUUUGCCUUUUGUUCUUUUUCUCAUCAUCAAAAUAAGAGAUUUCAUCUGUUUAAUUUGUUUCCCUUUUUAUUGUUAAUCGAUAACUCAGGAUACAAUUGAAAUGACAAGAAGGGCGGAGAGAUGGUAAAGUGCUUACAAGCAUGAGGAACCAAGUUUGAUUCCCAGAGCCACUUAAAAGACUGGACCUGCUGGCACUUAAAAUCCCUGCUUUGGGGUAGUGGCAACAAUCAUGUCCUUGAGGCUGGCUGGGAGCUUCCUCAGUGGGCCUCGGGGCAUAGUGAAAGAUCGUCUCAAAGAACUAUAGGUGCAUAGCUGAGGAAGAACACCCAAGGUUGACUGGCCUCCACACUCACGUGCAGACAUUUGUGCUCCCUGUAUGCACACACACCCAUGGGAGUGCGUGCAUGCAGGGCCGUGACGGUGCCGUCACAGGGACUGUUGGAGACAGGACUGUCCUUUUGGUGGUGGUCAGUUCUGGGGCUGAGUGGACUGUAUGAACUAGUGACUAGUGACUCAGGAAGUCCCUCACACUUCUUCCGAGUCUGUAGUCCUUGUGAUUGCAGAGGCUCCCUUCCGCUCACAGGUACAGGUGUUCUCCGACUUAGUGGUCUGUAGUGAGAUGUCUCUGCCAUGUCACCAGAAGCCACCAUCUGUUUGUAAGCACAGGAAAGCCUCCCCGGGUGACAACCGUCUUCCCAAGUGCUGGCAAUUGUACCACAAAGACAGUUGCGUUUGGGAGAACCAUGUUGUGUUUAAGCAGAGGGCCCUGGGAUGCCCUGGACGCCCUGCCCACCUCACGUUUAAAUACAGUGCAUGCUCUAGUACUAGAGAGUCGGUGGCUCUGAGCCUUUCAUGUCUAGGUGAAGACUUGCUUGCUAGCCCAGGUGGGAUCCUCUUGCUGAUGGAGGCUGUUUGGGUAAUACCAUCAGCCCACAGCCCAGCUUCCACCAGGACCAAGCUUCAGACAGUGACAUGAGCAGCUUUACGGUCUCCCUUUACUCUGGUGGUUGUGGAGAACAGGCGAAGAUGGCAGUGAUGGAAGGGGGAUGAGAGAGGACGAAACACAGGCUCCUCCUUCACUUACUCAUUUGUCUUUCCU
Messenger RNA from Psammomys obesus (fat sand rat), 5351 nucleotides. It is a transcript of the gene Rnf8, whose product is annotated as ring finger protein 8. The coding region runs from base 675 to 2165 and encodes 496 amino acids. The transcript is spliced from 10 exons. NCBI's taxonomy places the organism in Eukaryota, Metazoa, Chordata, Mammalia, Rodentia, Muridae. Gene Ontology annotation, biological process: protein K48-linked ubiquitination; double-strand break repair; ubiquitin-dependent protein catabolic process. The record is from RefSeq and is a predicted model, not a curated record. Gene Ontology annotation, molecular function: ubiquitin protein ligase activity; histone binding; metal ion binding. Gene Ontology annotation, cellular component: ubiquitin ligase complex; cytosol; nucleus.